AUGAUAGAAAUUUUUAGGGCAGGUGGACAUGCAGGCAUCUUCAUGGCAGACCAUGUUGUUUUAGGUCCAGGUGGGUCCUUCAUUCCUAGCCUGGUUUUAAAGACUAGUUCUGGGACUUCAGUCAGAGAGUAUGCAACCAAGGCAAAAAAAGCGAUGGUGAAGAGCAUGAGGUUCAUGAUGACAAGCUUGGGCACAAAACCAGCUCCUCAAGUUGCUCGUUUUUCUUCUAGAGGACCUGACCCAAUUAGCCCAGGUGUUCUAAAACCAGAUAUUCUCGCUCCUGGGGCAAAUAUCUGGCAGCAGUUGCACCCAAUAAACCUUUCACUUCAAUAG
Messenger RNA from Camellia sinensis, 333 nucleotides. NCBI's taxonomy places the organism in Eukaryota, Viridiplantae, Streptophyta, Magnoliopsida, Ericales, Theaceae. The record is from RefSeq and is a predicted model, not a curated record.